Molecule: messenger RNA, 499 nt
Organism: Uloborus diversus
Lineage: Eukaryota; Metazoa; Arthropoda; Arachnida; Araneae; Uloboridae
Gene: ND-B12
Product: NADH dehydrogenase [ubiquinone] 1 beta subcomplex subunit 3-like
Exons: 2
Coding region: 115-414 (99 amino acids)
Biological process (GO): electron transport chain; mitochondrial respiratory chain complex I assembly
Cellular component (GO): mitochondrion
Source: RefSeq, a predicted model, not a curated record
UUAUUCACUGCUUGGCUGUGCCGGAUCAAUAGCCACAUCUUUUGUUUACGUUUUUGCUGCUUUUCUGUGUCCUUCAAGAAAAAUUCAUUUUAAAAAGUCUUCAUUGAUAUUGAAAUGGGUGGCGAUCACGGCCAUGGAAUUCCAAAAAUUCCUGAUUAUAGAAUUUAUAAAGUAGAAGAUUGUCCUCAACUUAUGACAACAAAACGAAUGCUUGCACAACAUGGGUUGAAAGAUCCUUGGCUAAGAAAUGAAGUGUGGAGGUACCCACCAGAGUCCGUAAACGGCCAAUGGAAACAACUGAAUGAAAUAUUUUUCCGAAAGUUUAAAUGGGGAUUUGUUGCUGCUGUCCUGACCAUAGUUGGAGAAAAAGUUUAUCACCACUAUUAUCCGGAAGAAGAUCAUCAUCAUCACUGAAUAAGUGAUAGUGCAAAAAUUAGUUAAAACACUUUACCUGUAAUUAUGUUGUAUUCAAGUAAAUUUAUAAAAUUAAAUGAUUUGU